Messenger RNA from Saccharomyces kudriavzevii IFO 1802, 543 nucleotides. RefSeq names its product ubiquitin-protein transferase activating protein PEX22 (gene PEX22). The transcript has a single exon. Bases 1 to 543 code for a protein of 180 amino acids. Lineage: Eukaryota; Fungi; Ascomycota; Saccharomycetes; Saccharomycetales; Saccharomycetaceae. The record is from RefSeq and is a predicted model, not a curated record.
AUGGUACCACCAGCAAGCAGAAGGCUGAGCAAAUCAAGGGCACUGGGUAUAGUGGGUGCAACGGUGGCAAUACUUGCCACAUCAUACUAUUUCUAUCAAAAAUUAACGAGCGCAAGCGGUGAUGAUGACUUAAGGCCUUUGAAGGAUGGUUCUGCGACCAAAAACAAAAAGGCAAGAAAAAGUAAAUGCGUUAUAAUGAGCAAGUCACUGCAAGGGCUGUCUAUUGACUGGAGCGAAUACGUCACGGAAGAUGUAGUUUUGCUGGUGCCUAUGAGCCAGACUGAGGGAUCAGUUAGAGAAGCCAUUAAGCAAGCAUUUUACAGCUCAGGGAACGAACACAAGAUUAUACUCUGCGAUAACAUGGACGGAUUAUGGUCAUGCGUAAGAAGGCUAGGUAAGUUCCAGUGCAUCUUGAAUUCCAAGGACUUUUCAGGCGCUGAUGGCAGUGACACCGCGGUUGUCCCCGAAGACAUAGGCAGGUUUGUGAAUUUUGUUGUUGACAGUGAUAUUGAGAGUGUUCUAAUUGACACAAUAUGUAAUUGA